Penicillium mononematosum is the source of this 1107-nucleotide messenger RNA. RefSeq lists its product as uncharacterized. The transcript has 4 exons. Lineage: Eukaryota; Fungi; Ascomycota; Eurotiomycetes; Eurotiales; Aspergillaceae. Gene Ontology annotation, biological process: spindle assembly. The record is from RefSeq and is a predicted model, not a curated record. Gene Ontology annotation, cellular component: HAUS complex. The coding region runs from base 1 to 1107 and encodes 368 amino acids.
AUGAUUCCUCCCUGCGACCCCUCAAUUCUUGAUCAGAAUCCUCAAUUCAAACGGCUAUAUGAGAAUUUAACGACCUCCCUCCUCAAUCCGGAUGCCUCAACGCGUUCUCACAGCGCGAACCCAGGCCGCAUGGCCGUGGUUGAGGAGCUGAAGCAAUGCCAGACUCAAAAUGCCAAAAAGCGGAUCAAGGAGCACAUGCUCCGGCAAUUGGCCUUUGCCCCAGACAGCAAUCUACCAGCGGAAUGCCACGAUAACCUCGCCAUAAUAACACUCUACCUAGAGACCCCAUCCAGCGCAAUCGAGCCCACCACCUCAAAGCCAGAAACGGAACCCAAGAAACCAGACGAAGCACUCAGCCUCCUGGGACCAGACAUUGAAGCCUUCUACACCAAUAUCCCAGCCUUCAUCCUAUCCUUCUCUAAAGCCCUCUCGUCCGCCAUUCGAGACCUACGCGCUCUAUCAACCGCAAACACAGACCCGGCCACCGCGCCCGACACAGACGCACCAGCCACACAGCACUCGAACCACAAUGCACGCGUCCGAGCGCGCGACCGCCGAGUCCGGACCUCGAUGGCGCCAGUUCCACCACUCUCAUCACAGCUGCAGGCGCGGAUACGCCUGUUGCGCAACACACAGCUCUCCGAGCUACCAGUUGCUCGGCGGAAGAUGGCUGCCACGGCGGCGGAGGUUGUUGCCGUGCGUGCGCGGGUCCUGGAGCGCACUGUUGUGAUUCUGGAGCGGGCGAAGCAUGGGGCUCUGGCGCGUGCGACGAAAGCUAAGGCGGAGCAUUUGGCUAUUGUUGCGCAGGGCGUGGAGGGAAAAUUAGAGGUUACCAAAUUGGAGAUUGCGGCUACGCUCUAUACGCCGGAAACACUUGCUGCUCUUGCUCGGUAUAGGCAGCAUUUGAGGCAGACGAAGGAGCGCUUGCAGCACCGCCAGAAGAUGACGGUUCAAGAGCUGAGAGCUUAUGGUGAUGUUGAGGUGUCUGAUCCGGUUGCUGAUAUCGAUGCGGAUGAAGGGACUUAUGCGGAUAUUGCCCGUCGGUAUGGGGUUUUGGCGAGAGAGGUUGAAGAAGUAAAGAUGGAAAUUGCACGAUUAGAGAAAUGA